GGUGUAAAUCGGUGUGUCAUUCGCUUGUGAGGCCUCGAAGAAGUGUGAGCUGUCCGGUUGUGAGUGUGUCUGUGAUUGUGAGGCUUUUCUGUGAGGUGAAGAUGGAGUGCUGCGCCGUUCUGCCUGAGCUGUCGCUGGAGGAAGUGUUGGCGUAUUUUGAGAGCAUCGGGGCUCCGCUGGUCUUCGAGGUCCCCAUAUCGCGGAAACGAUGCUGGGUGCCUGAGCCCGAGAGCGACGCCAGCCAGCCCAAGAGGCGCUGCAACUCAGGCGCUGGCGUUCCGGCGGCGAAGUCGGCAGUGUCGGAGCCCAGGCCGGCGACCGGUGUGGUCAUGCGCCGGCCACGACUCCCCAAGCUGGGGUACCUCCAGGUUCGAGAGCUGCUGGGCAGCAUGGCCGCCCGUCUGGAGGCCAGCCAUGAGGAUGGACAAGAGGGCCUCGAGCCGAAGGAGAUGCUGCCGCUGAGGAACCGAGCGCUCAUUCACGCUACACAGCAGUGGUGCUUGAGAAAAUAUAAGACGGCUCUGCAGCGGGAGGAAGCUGUGCUGGGCCGGCUUCGGAAGUGAGGCCGUGACGG
Amphibalanus amphitrite is the source of this 574-nucleotide messenger RNA. RefSeq lists its product as uncharacterized. Bases 102 to 563 code for a protein of 153 amino acids. The transcript has 3 exons. The record is from RefSeq and is a predicted model, not a curated record. NCBI's taxonomy places the organism in Eukaryota, Metazoa, Arthropoda, Thecostraca, Balanomorpha, Balanidae.